Messenger RNA from Protopolystoma xenopodis, 375 nucleotides. Lineage: Eukaryota; Metazoa; Platyhelminthes; Monogenea; Polystomatidea; Polystomatidae. The record is from the annotation of a GenBank genome assembly.
CCUGUACAUGUGGCUUCGGCGAGCAAUGAUUGCCCACAAACUAUUCCACCGAAUCCCAAGUGGACUCCUGUGUUUCAAGACGUCACUGCAAAAGCGGACAAUCAGCUUUUUUUCGCAGUUCUCGAGGGCGCCAACUGGUUGUCGCUGCCUAGGCAACCAGCUAAACGCAGUAAUCCAGAUUCAAUGUCGUAUGCGUCUGGUCGGCGCGGUCAACAGGAUUCGGAAGCGGGCAAAUUGAUGCCACUUCAGCCCGCAGCCACUGGUGCGAGAGGGCCGUUUGGCAGAUUUGACUUUCCUCGCAAGUCAAAUGGAAAUGGGGUCACUAAGGGAAAGUUGCAUCUUCAACUUCAAUGGACGACGUUACUAGUACCAUGA